Messenger RNA from Mastomys coucha (southern multimammate mouse), 4155 nucleotides. RefSeq names its product polypeptide N-acetylgalactosaminyltransferase like 6 (gene Galntl6). The record is from RefSeq and is a predicted model, not a curated record. Gene Ontology annotation, cellular component: Golgi apparatus. The transcript has 11 exons. NCBI's taxonomy places the organism in Eukaryota, Metazoa, Chordata, Mammalia, Rodentia, Muridae. Bases 1390 to 2973 code for a protein of 527 amino acids.
UUUUGGGUGAGCUCAGAGAGGAACCGGUCUCCCUGCCGGUUCGAGAUUACCCGAGAAGAGAGGAUCCGAUUGUCCCGGAACUGCAAAUCGAUUUCUCUUUCACCGCCUUUAUCCUCCUCUCCUUCCCCCUAGCCUCUGGGUUUGUUUAUGUAGCAUCUGGCAGCCGCUCUACCUUCCGGCCGGUGGCUCGCCCUCCCAUCCCAGCCUCUAGGCUCCCGCACGUGGUAGACACCAGUAUCGUCGCCAGCAGGCAGGAGACAGCCAGCGGGAGGCGGACGCCUGGGUGCCAGCUCCACGCGCGUUCUCGCCAUCCUCACUCAUCCUCCGCGCGCCCUCUCCCACUUGCCUGUAAAGCCCGGUCACACUUGACAUUCACCGCCUGCCAUCCGUCCCUUGACGUGAAGUGGAGAUCGGAAAUACUGCCCUGGGGGUGCUGGUGAUGCUUCGCUGGGUUCGUUCAGUUGCUGGAAAAGAAUGGUAACAUGAACAGUGGAGCGUGAGAGCGUCGGAAGGGGACGAGAUUGAUGGGCUGAGAGCACACUUCUCAUUCCCAGGACUGCACGAGGAAGGGACGUCUGUCUUGGUGCCUGCACUUCCUGGCUGGACACCGCUGACAUCUGUAUGCUCCUUUCAGCCAGGUUCCCAGGUCGCCCAGAUGCUGCCUGCAGAGGAGUGUUCUGACCGCGCAUGAAGAUACAGGAGUUUGUGAACCCCUAUCCAAACAUAGUUCUGACCUGGUUAUGGUGUCCCUGGAUCCUGCCUGACAAGCUGGCUCCCGAGGGAGUUGAACUUGAGUUCAGGUGGGUUAUCCCAAAGCAAGCAAAGAAAAAGCUGUUCGGGGAAGAUAAGGAAGGUGAUGUGCCAAUGUCAAAAGCGAACACUUUUCUUCCAGAUACUUGACUGGACCAAGCCACUCCCUCCCAUUCAGUUCUAGCUUUUAAUCUCCGACUCUACAUCCCGGACCUCCCACACUAAGGGCGGGGGAUGGUGGGCAAACAGUGAUAGAAAAACCCCUCCUAUUUACUGAUAUAUCUAGCAUGCUCUUGACUUCCUCAUAACUUAUUAUUAUUCUAUGAAACGAUUGUAUUUACUCCUCUGCAUUAUAUUAAUGGAGGUCAAUAGACUUAAUGAUUUCCUCAGUUGAGUCGUUUAUUUCUAAGCCAACAGAUAAUACAGUCGUCAUAGUUUUCUGGGGGAAAGUAACUGUGCGUUUGUUCUGCAGAUGGUCAACUCCCUCUGAACCCUGCAGAUUGGUGCUGAGCACACAACAAAAGUUUUUAGCUUCCCUUCAGUUUCUGGUGCUUCCCAGGAAAGAGGAAAGGACUUUGGCUAAACUCAAGAAGCAGUCUGGGAAACAUCUCUAACUUUUCUCCAUUGUUACCAUUUGCAAUGAAGAGGAAACAGAAGAGGUUUCUGCAAAUGACUUUGUUAUUCACUGUGGCUUUAAUUUUCCUGCCCAACAUUGGUCUCUGGUCUUUGUACAAGGAUAAACACCUGGUGAAAUCUGCAGAACCCGCGGAGCAUCAGACAUUUCCACUGGGCCUAGGAGAUGGGCAAUUCUAUUCCUGGACAGAUGGUCUGAGAAGAAAGGAUUGGCAUGACUAUGAGAGCAUUCAGAGAGAUGCUCUGCGCUCAGGGAAAGGUGAACAUGGAAAACCAUACCCCCUUACGGAAGAGGACCAUGAUGACUCGGCUUACAGGGAAAACGGCUUCAAUAUUUUUGUCAGCAACAAUAUUGCUCUAGAGAGGUCCCUGCCAGACAUCCGCCAUGCUAACUGUAAGCACAAGAUGUACCUUGAAAGGCUGCCAAACACUAGCAUCAUUAUUCCAUUUCACAAUGAAGGCUGGACCUCACUCUUGCGGACCAUACACAGUAUAAUCAACCGAACACCAGAGAGUCUGAUAGCAGAAAUCAUUCUAGUCGAUGACUUCAGUGAUAGAGAACACUUGAAGGAUAAAUUAGAAGAUUACAUGGCUCGGUUUUCCAAAGUGAGAAUUGUGCGCACCAAGAAGAGGGAAGGACUCAUCCGGACCCGACUCCUGGGAGCCUCUGUGGCCAGAGGCGAGGUGCUCACCUUCCUGGACUCCCAUUGUGAGGUCAACGUGAACUGGCUGCCCCCUCUCCUCAACCAAAUUGCACUAAACCACAAAACCAUCGUGUGUCCCAUGAUCGAUGUCAUUGACCACAAUCACUUUGGGUAUGAGGCACAAGCUGGGGAUGCCAUGCGAGGAGCCUUCGACUGGGAAAUGUACUACAAAAGAAUCCCCAUCCCUCCAGAGCUCCAGAGGGCUGAUCCCAGCGACCCUUUUGAGUCUCCAGUUAUGGCUGGAGGUCUCUUUGCCGUGGAUCGAAAGUGGUUUUGGGAACUGGGUGGUUAUGACACAGGCUUGGAAAUCUGGGGAGGAGAACAGUAUGAAAUCUCUUUUAAGGUUUGGAUGUGUGGAGGAGAAAUGUUUGACGUUCCGUGUUCUAGAGUCGGUCAUAUCUACAGGAAGUACGUCCCUUAUAAAGUUCCAUCUGGGACCAGCCUAGCAAGAAUUCGAAAUGUGGCAGCCAACUUAUGUGUGGAUAGCAAGCAUGGAGCCACAGGGAUGGAGCUGAGGCUGGACAUCUGUGUCAAGGAUGGUUCUGAAAGGACAUGGUCUCAUGAACAGCUCUUUACUUUCGGGUGGAGAGAAGAUAUUCGGCCCGGUGAGCCUCUGCACACCCGAAAAUUCUGCCUGGAUGCCAUCUCACACAGCAGCCCUGUCACCCUCUACGACUGUCAUGGCAUGAAAGGGAACCAGCUCUGGGGAUACCGGGAGGACCGAACACUAUUUCAUCCUGUGAGCAACAGCUGUAUGGACUGCAACCCUGCAGAGAAGAAGAUUUUCAUGGCCAGAUGUGACCCUCUAUCUGAGACUCAGCAAUGGAUUUUUGAACAUAUCAACAUGACUGUUUUAGAAAAAAAUAGCCACUAUGCCAUCUCCUAGAAAGGAAAGAAGAGAGAUUACCUACAGGUUGCGAACUGUGUUGUUGCAGGCAUCUGGGUCAAAGGAGUCAGGAAUACCAUUUUCUAGAUCCAGGAAGCCUGGUUGAAAGAUGUGUAAACGCCAUGGUGACGUAGGCUGUCCGGGAGAAGGUCCUACAUCUGAAGAACUUGGCUGAGAACCUCACCAGCUGCUUCUGAGAACCGAGACUAGCAGUUCCCUUGCUGGCCAAGGGUAAAGAUUAUUUAGGGACUUUCACCUCGACUGCUGAGUUAAUCAAUCCUAGCAUUUCUCAGGUCAAACCCUGCAGUAGUGAGUAGCUAUGAAUGGAUCCUAUUAAUCGGGUGGGAGGGGGGUGGAAACAGAGCGCAUGACUGCUCUGGCAACCUAAGGCUACACCACAGGUCUAGAACUAGCCACACUUAAGGGGUGAGCUGUACUCUUUGGUGCCAUUCUCUGACUAAGAGUGGGUUAAGCAGGUUUAACCCUUUAAAGUGCUGCAGAUGAUUUUAGAGUGCUCAUACCAUUUUUCUCUUUUCUUUGGUCUUCUCUUUAAAUAAGGGAACAUGGUGUCUCGAAGGCUUACAUUACAUGCUCUCAUCUACAUUUACUCUUCUCAAUCCAAGGCCCAUAUUAUCUGUCAUGGUUCAUAAGAGCUCAUGGUCCACCAAUUAGCUGAAGUUCAAAUUCAGUGACCUUAGAUGAAUCCAGUUAAUAGCAAAAACAAACAAACAAAAACGAUGCUACCCAGUUACUCCAAAGAAAGAUAUCACAGAAGCAACAGAAUAUCACAAACACACACAGGCACAUACAGACACACACAAACACACACAGAGACACGCACAUGCACAUGAGUUAGGGGAGAAAUUUCCCUAGGGAAUCUAUUUUUACUUUUCUAUUAUUUUUAAAUAAAAACCUGAUGUUUGUCCAGUCAUAAUUUUUAUUAAAGAAGGCAAUGGAGUGGGUUCCAUGUGAUUUGUUUAGUCUAUUUUAAAUAAAUCUUCACUCCAAGUGAUGCAAAAAUGGCCUCAUUCACUUUAAUUCUCUUUAAUCUGGGAACUUUAAAAGUGGUGUUAUUUAAUUAUUAGUUUUGAAGCCCCCUCCCCUUUAUUGAAAAUAAUGGCCUCGCUUUUUAUUCAGAAGCUCAGAAAAUGAAAUACCAUUAAUAAAGCAUUUCUGAUGUCA